AUGCCGCCCCCUCAACGUCCCAUAAACAACCUUCUAAUCGCCAACCGCGGCGAAAUCGCGAUCCGCAUCCUCCAAGCCGUCCACGAACUCCCCGAUCCGCAACCUACAACAUAUGCCCUCUACACCGAUACGGACAGCACACACGUCUCCCUCGGCCGGCCCGACCAUGCCCUCAAACUGUCUUCCGCAGCACAGUACAUGGACAUCGACCACCUGGUGGAACUCGUGAAAGAGCACAAGAUCGAUGCUGUGCAUCCUGGGUACGGCUUCCUCAGCGAGUCCGCCGCGUUCAGCCGGCGGAUGUGGGAGGAGGCCGGAUGUAUGGUUGUUGGGCCCGGGUGGGAGGUGCUGGAGCAGACGGGGGAUAAGUUGCGGGCGAAGCAGCUUGCUAUGGAGUGCGGCGUGCCUGUUUUGAAAGCGAUGGUGCAGCGACCGGGGAUGAGCGUGCCGUGGCCGAUUUUGCGCGGAAGGUGGA
Messenger RNA from Cyphellophora attinorum, 475 nucleotides. RefSeq names its product Pyruvate carboxylase. The annotation marks the transcript as partial. The record is from RefSeq and is a predicted model, not a curated record. The transcript has a single exon. NCBI's taxonomy places the organism in Eukaryota, Fungi, Ascomycota, Eurotiomycetes, Chaetothyriales, Cyphellophoraceae.